This is a messenger RNA of Drosophila guanche, 1149 nucleotides long. It is a transcript of the gene Taf8, whose product is annotated as transcription initiation factor TFIID subunit 8. The transcript is spliced from 4 exons. Gene Ontology annotation, molecular function: protein heterodimerization activity. Gene Ontology annotation, biological process: transcription initiation at RNA polymerase II promoter. Gene Ontology annotation, cellular component: transcription factor TFIID complex. NCBI's taxonomy places the organism in Eukaryota, Metazoa, Arthropoda, Insecta, Diptera, Drosophilidae. The record is from RefSeq and is a predicted model, not a curated record.
UGGCAGCCCUCUGUGGAACAGCUGACGGAAUACAUUUCAAAUUGUUUGUCAUUUUGAAAAUAUUAAAUUUAAAGUGAAAUAAUCUUAAGAAAUGGACAAGAUCGAAUCGGUAUCGACACCCAACGUAGACGUUUACCGUCGCCUGCUCGUCAAGGUCAUUUGUCAGCUCCUGCUGGAUAAGGGGGCCAACCAAUGUAGUGCACAGUGCCUGGAGACGCUCACGGAAAUGCUGCAGGCGUUUAUUGUGGAGUUGGGAAACUCGUCGCACAACUACUGCGAGCUCAGUGGGCGCACCAUGGCAACAGUGGGCGAUGUGAGCAUGGCCCUUAUAGGCAUGGGUCAAAAUAUUGGCAGCCUGGAGACUUACCUUCGCCGCGAGCCGCAUGCGCCAGUGCAGAUGCCGCCACAACAGACACAACAGCGCACACUGAGUCUGCUCCAGGCGGGCACCAAGGCAUCGCAUCCACCGUAUGUGCCCAGUUACUUUCCGCCCAUGCCAGAUCCGCAUGCCUACAUACGCACGCCGACGCACAAGCAGCCGGUGACGGAGUACGAGGCGAUCCGGGAGAAGGCCGCCUGCCAGAAGCGGGACAUCGAGAAGGCCCUCACCAAGUUCCUGUGCAAGACAACUGAAACGAACAAUCUCUUUCCCACUGAAGAUAAUAUGUUUCCCUUAAUUGCGUGCAAUCCCUCGCUGCCGCCCUACUAUGCAGCCUUGAAUCCUACGGAUCAGGUCUUCCCCUCACCAGCCAACACUCAGCACCCAAGAGAUAGAAAUAUUCAUUAAAACUUUCCUGUUUUAGAGGACGGCGAUGAAGGAGACAGCGACAACGAAGAUAUCGAGGGCGAUAAAUCAAAGGAGGACAAGCAGGAACUGGAGAUCAAGCCCAAUUCCACCACCAACAAGGCCAUACUUGAGAAUCCCAACAUAGACAAUCCCUACUUGCGGGCCGCCACCCUGCCCAAGCGCACCAAGCUCACGGCCUCACCGGCCACAGUGCCACCGCCCCGCAGUCUGUCCAGAGGACCUUCCACCCUGGCAAUAACCAAAACUGCUUCCUAGGACUUAGACUAAACAAAUUAAAAUGUAGAUAUAAAUCUCUUGAAAUAACUAACUGCAGGUAAUAUUUUCGGCGGUUCAACUCAAAU